AUGGCCGAUGGUUUCAACCGCUACAAUAGCGGCACGCAGUAUUACUACCAGCAAAACAAUACCACCUCCGUGCAUCAGCGAGAUCGACUUCAUCACCGCGCCGGCUCUCCCAUCACCACCACACGGGGACUGUUCCAAUCGCACAACGACACUCCCUCUCCGAACCGCUCCCCGGGCACAAACUCCCCGGCCCACACCUCGUACAGCAUGUACAACAACCAAAAUCAUCGGCAGAACCAUGGCCUGCUCAAUGGCGGCGCUGGCCACCACAACUUCCAGCCGCAGAUGAACCUGAACAAAGCCUUUCAGUCACACGGCCAUCAGGCACACCAUCUGAGCAACCACCAAGAUCACGGCAGCGGGCUGGGCAGCCACGGCAACAACUUCGGCAAUCACCAACACACCAUCUCAACGAGUACCCUCUCCAAUGCCACGCCUCACUUCACGCCCGCGCAUCUUCAGAAUGGAACGUCCGACAGCUCUAGUGCACUGAGCAAACCUCCGAACAAGCAUUGGGCAGAACAACUCCACGAAUACGAAAAGUUGAGAAAUGCUGAUCACAAGGCACACUUUUACGCCCGGACGACGCCUUCUGUGAGCAGGUUCCCAGGAAACUCCCCUUCAACCAACAACCAGCGCACGGAUGGAGAAGAGCAUGGAGACAGGAGACGCGUCAUUGACGAGUCGGAUGAUAUGGGAUCGUGGGAUGCAAUGGACCUCUGCGGGCAAGGGCUCAAAGGACUGGCGCCUGCGCUGUUCAAGCACUACCCAAAGCUGCACAAGAUAUAUCUGAACUGGAACAGGCUGCCCGAAAUUCCUCCCCAAAUUGGACAAAUGCGGUUUCUCACAGUCUUGGACCUCUCAAUGAAUGAAUUGCACGUGCUCCCGCCAGAGAUUGGCAUGCUCACAAAUCUCAAGAAACUCUCGCUCUAUGACAAUAACCUGGAAGAUUUGCCAUACGAACUUGGCUCCCUUCAUCAGUUGGAGAUGCUUGGCAUUGAGGGCAAUCCCAUGCGACCCGACUAUAAGGAGCGGCUCGUAGAGCAUGGAACUCAGGAGCUGGUCAGAUAUCUCCGUGAGCAGGCACCUCAACCGGAGCCACCGCUUGAUCGGGCGUGGAUACCGUUGAUUGAGGAUUCGGCAGAGGCAGACUCCUUGAGCGUCCUCAGCUGGAACAUCCUCUGCGACAGGGCCGCGACAGCUGCCAUGUACGGCUACACACCUUCAGAGGCUCUCUCCUGGAACCGCAGAAAGUGCAUGAUUCUGGAUGAAAUGCAGGGAAGAGACGCCGACAUCAUGUGUCUCCAAGAAAUGGACAUUGAAAACUACAAUGAGUUUUUCCGGCCCAAUCUGGCUCCAAUGGACUAUAAGGGAGUCUUCUACCCAAAGUCACGAGCGGCAACCAUGGCAGAAAAGGAAGCCAAGGUGGUGGAUGGAUGUGCCAUCUUCUACAAGAACGCAAAGUACAUCCUGCUCGACAAACAGGUUGUUGUCUUUAGCCGAGAAGCGAUUUCACGACCGGACAUGAAAGGCGAGCACGACGUUUACAAUCGAGUGAUGCCCAAAGAUCACGUCGCGGCGAUUGCUUUCUUGGAGAAUCGACAGACUGGUUCCAGACUGAUCGUCUGCAAUACUCAUCUCACUUGGGAGCCAUGGUUCAGUGACAUCAAGAUUGUACAAAGCGCCAUCUUAAUGGAGCACCUGACGAAACUGUCCCAGACGUACGUCAAGUGGCCGGCGUGCAAGGACAAGGGUCUUUUCAAGUACGCAAAUGAGGAUGCCGCCGAUGGAGCGGAGGUUUUGAACAUUGAGCCCGCGCCGUCCAUGAAGUACGAGGAKCCGACGCAAAUACCGCUCAUCAUGUGUGGAGACUACAAUUCCACCCACGACUCGGGGGUGUACGAGCUCAUCACCCAAGGAUCUCUCUCCAACUCGCACAGCGAGCUUGGCAACAACAACUACGGAGAUCUCACCCGCCACGGAAUGAGCCACCCUUUCAGCCUCAAAUCCGCCUACAGUGGGAUUGGUGAACUGCCCUUUACCAACUACACCCCAGACUUCCGAAAAGUGAUUGAUUGGGUCUUUUACUCCACCAACACGAUGCAAGUCACCAAGCUUCUGGGAGAAGUGGAUCCAGAGUACAUGCGACGAGUUCCUGGUUGGCCCAAUCACUAUUUCCCCAGCGACCAUUUGCCAUUGAUGAUGGAAUUCGCAAUCAAGGAGCGGAAAGAGCGGAAAGCGGCUGUCGAGACGGAUUUCGGGCCUUCAAGGCGCGAGACACGGAAUUGA
Molecule: messenger RNA, 2289 nt
Organism: Ramularia collo-cygni
Lineage: Eukaryota; Fungi; Ascomycota; Dothideomycetes; Mycosphaerellales; Mycosphaerellaceae
Product: related to Glucose-repressible alcohol dehydrogenase transcriptional effector
Exons: 2
Coding region: 1-2289 (762 amino acids)
Biological process (GO): nuclear-transcribed mRNA poly(A) tail shortening
Cellular component (GO): nucleus; CCR4-NOT complex; cytoplasm
Molecular function (GO): poly(A)-specific ribonuclease activity; protein binding
Source: RefSeq, a predicted model, not a curated record